Diospyros lotus (date-plum) is the source of this 7091-nucleotide messenger RNA. RefSeq lists its product as uncharacterized. The record is from RefSeq and is a predicted model, not a curated record. NCBI's taxonomy places the organism in Eukaryota, Viridiplantae, Streptophyta, Magnoliopsida, Ericales, Ebenaceae.
AUCUUACAUUAUCUCUUUUCAAUUAGAAAGAUUUAAAUCAAAUCAAAUCAAAUAUCAUCUUUUCCAUAAGAUAAAUUCAAAUCUUAUCUUAUCUUAUCUCUUAUCAAUUAGAAAGAUUUGAAUCAUGUCAUAUCAUAUCUUGAGAAAUCAAUUUAUUCAUAUUCAUAAAAUUAAAGAAUCUUACCUUAUCUCUUAUCAAUUAGAAAGAUUUAAAUCAUAUCAUAUUAUAUCUAGAUAAAUCAAUUUAUUCAUGUCCAUAAAAUCAAAGAAUCCCCAAAAAUAUUCUAAAAAUUCGUGUCAUGGUAGGGCUAAAAUCUAGACUAUCUAAACUUUUCAUUUUGGUCCCCAAACUAUGGAAAAAAUUAUGUUUGGGUCCCUAAACUAUUAUAACUCAUUUUUUUUCCCUAGAAUUAUGUUUAAGGUCACUAACAAUGGUUUUGGGUGUUACAAAAUACAUAAUUAUAUAAAUGAUAAUUUAAAGCACAUUUAUUCAAAUAUGUUAUUAACUUAAACGUUAGAUAGCUUUAAAGUUUUACAUAGCUUUUAAAUAGAAAGACUUAAAAGUCAUUUUAAAAAAGGGUGACCCAAACAAUCUCUACAUUGCUCGGAUACCCAGCUUAUUAAUUGUCUGUUGUUCCCAUUUGUCGUCCUGAUAUCUCUCCGAUUCGAAAGAUUUUGAUCUAACCAACAAUGGUUGAGGUACGACCAAAAACUCUAGCUUUAGGUUAUUUUUGGUUUAUCUGUCGUUAUUUUUUCAACCUGAAAACUGUGGUUGUAAUGAUCUAAAUGUGUUUCAAUGAAGUUGUUUGGUACUCAUAUUCAAGGUACUUACAAAAAAUUUAUGUUCAUAAAUUUUCUAGAACAAUGCCCUGAAAAUGAGGGCAUUACAUUAUGCUUGUAGUAGUAGUAGUAGAGUGUUGAGUUUAUAGAAAAUGAUUUGUGGAAGAAAUGUUUAAUUUGUGUGUCAUAUAUUUUUUGAAGUACAUUAAAUAUUCAACCUGUCAAAGGAAGAUACAUUAUAUUAAGGAUUUGACACCUAUUUAAACUACCUUGCUAAAGACACAUACACAUAACCUUACAUACAUGACUAAGGUAUUAGUUGAAAUGUAUCGACGAAGGCUCUAAAGAUUAAAUUAGGGAUAAAUAAACAAAUAAGAAACCCAAAUAAAGCCCGAACAUUGCACUUGCAUCGACUAAGACCAUCUUCAACCCAAAAUUUCAAAAUGGUGUAACUUUUACAUUAAUAUUGUGCAACUUUCGCACUAUCCUAACAAGUCAUCUUCAAUCCAUUACACCAAAUUUUACACCAAAUGAACAAUGUUAUUUUUAUUUCCUUAUUUCUUUAAUUCAUAACAAUUAACUUAUUUUAAAAAAUUAUUUAAUUAUUUACGUAAUUGCAGCUUAAAUAUGUAAAAAAAGUUUACACGUAUUUACAUAAAAUAUUGCAUUUAUUUAAAAAAUUAAAUACGAUAUUAUACAUAAUAUCGCAAUCUACAAGAUUUAUAAUUUAAUACGACGAGAUUCAAAAAGGAUUACUUGAAUGAAAAAAAAACGCAAAUAAAACAUGUAAUUAAUCGUGCCAUUUAAUUAUUAAAAUUAGUAUAUUUCUCCUACAAAUGUUCAAUCAAUGCAUUUCGAAGUGCAAUGUAAGUCUCUUUAUCCUUGAUUUUUCAGUGUCGAGCGAAGAAUUCUUGAAAUUGGCGCUUCUACCCAAUCUUGAAUUGGCGCCUCAACAUCAUAUUCAUCCUUGAUAAUCCAUGUUGUGCAUAAUGAUGCACACAGUCAUUAUAUCGUGUAAGACACUUUUUUGUCAAAAGCAUGACGAUCCUACGAUUAUUAGAAACCUAGAUUGUAGAAUCCUAAAUGCACGUUCUACAUCUUUUCUACAACUCUCUUGUUUCAUUACAAAAUAUUUUUUAUUGGGACCACAUGACUCACGAAUUAUUUGUACAAGAGUAGACCACUUCAAGUACAUUAUGUUUAAUAGUAACCCAUAUUAUAUUCGCAUCCUUGUAUGACGUAAUUAGCGGAAGGAGCAAUACUUUCAACUAGGUUGGUGAACAGAUUGGAGGCCUCCAAAACAUUAAUGUCAUUAUUUGAAUCGGGCAUACCGAAGUGUGCAUGUCAUAUUCAAAGAUAGUAAUUUGCUACAGUCUCGAGGAUAAUUGUUGGAGAUCCACUUCAGCCUGCAUAUUGGCCGACCCAAGCGAUUGGACUAUUUUUUCACCUCCAAUGUAUACAAUCCAGACUACCCAAUAUUUUAGGAAAACCAUGUUGUCUACCAACAUAAAGCAGCCUCACAAUGUCGUUAGCGUUUGGUGAUCUUAGAUAUCGGCCCCAAAUACCUCCACAACAGCAUAUGCUGCGACACCAUAUGCCAACAUUCGAAACACAAUAGUUAUCUUUUGAAUCGAGGACAAGUCAAGUCUUCCUAGAGCAUCAUUUUUUUGUACAAAGUAGCUGUCAUGAGUUGCGACGACCUGAAGUAUAUGUAAAAAUAAUCUCCGUGACAUUCGAAAGUGGCAACGAAACAUCCGUUCACCAUAACGUGGGUUCUCAGCAAAGUAGUCAUUGAAUAGUCUUUCAUCAGCGGCCUCCCAAUUGCGAUGAACAACUAUAUGACUAGGUUCCAAGCCUCCAUGUAUCGAUUGGUGGUGUUGCUGAUCAAGUAGAUGAGCAAGAAGGAUGUUAUUGUUAUACAAAAGACUGGCGGUUUCAAUUUGGGCAUCAAUUGUUGCUAGGUGAUUUAUAAGUUCUACUUUGCUAUCAUUAUCACUUUUGAACAACGAUGCCGAAGAAGUAGAAUAAUUUGAGAGACCUCCAAGAUAGAAGAAUUUGGGAUCUUUCAUUGAUUUUUUGCAAAUACUGAGUGCUGCAUUUUAUAGUUGUCAGAUAUUUCUUAUCCCCAAAUCUCACCUCAUUCUGCAGACUUGCAUCACAACCGUUGAUUGGAUAUCAUCAAACCUCACCCUUUAUAUUUGAUUCCUCAUAUCUAACCCUAUCUUAUCCCCAAAUCUCACAUCGUUUUGUGAACUUGUAUCACAACCGUUGAUUGGUUAUAAUUAAACCUCACACCUUAGAUUUGAUUCUCCAUAUCUAACCAUAUCCUUUCUUCAACUUUACUAUAAAAUAGCAUGCCACCUCUUCAUUAUUUGUCUUCUUCACCUUCUGCUAACCUUCAUAUUCUAUGAAAUCAACAAAAAAAUGAGUCCCAACAAACGAAGUGGCUCAUACACUGUUCAAGAAAACGUACACCUAUGUCGUGCAUAUCUAGAUGUUUCUCAAAACCCGAUUAUAGGUAUAAAUCAAACGAAAGAGAGAUUGAUUACAACAACUUACUAUUAGAGUGUAUCACUCAGACUUGACCCCUAAGAUCAUUGCAGACUCGCUACACUACUAUUUCGAAAGCUAUUAACAAAUUGCGGGGAUGCAUUCGACAAGUAAAAAAUUUAAAUCCAAGUAGUGCUUCUGAACAAGAUAUUGUAAGCAUUGAUUGAAAAGUUUGUUUUCUAAUAUUACAAGUAAUAAAUGUUAACAUGUACAUUGAUAUUAUUUUGCAAAUCGAUCGAGUCAAAAUAUUGUUGUCACAGGGUGAUCAAUACAAGAAAGGGUUUAAUUGACCAUGUCUGGCCCCUCUUGAAGGACAUCGAAAAAUUUGGAAACAACGUGUAAGUGAAAUUACCAAUCUUUCAAAGACGGUGGCAACUUUGCAUCAUCACAAGUAGAGUCUCCAACUUCAGAGACUCCUACCUUAGCGUCUCUUGGAUUGUCUUCAUUUUCUUUUGAUAUAAAUGAAGAAAAUCCCAAUGGUAGUUUGAGUCAACGACCUAUUGGGAUAAAAAGGCGAAAUCAAGAGGGAAAAAUGAAGAGUUUUCAAAAAUGAUUACAGAAAAUAUGGAAGAGCAACGUUAACUCAUUGAAGUCAUAUGUAAGGGAAUUGAGGAUAGGCAAGAAAUUUAUGAAAUUCUGAGGGCUUGAAUUGAAAGUAAUCUAAAAAAAGCCAGCGCGGUGGAAUUUUGUUCUAAAAAUAAGAUUCUACUAAAAGAUUUGAGCUCUAUUUUAGGUUCGGAACUACGCAAGUUUAUAAAAAAAUAAGAGGUUAAUAGUAGGACAAAGAACUCGAAAAUUUCUCAACUCUGUUUGGUCAUUAUUUUGAUGGUCUUAGAGGAUUCAAAAAUGAUCUACUGGAAUAUUAAAUAGUUGUCUUUCAUUUAGUCUAUGUUGCAUUUUAAUUUUCAAUGUUUACGUCGUCAUAUUGCUUAUGUUGUUCUCAACUUUCUAAGGUAGGAGUCUCUAAAGUUGGAGACUCUACUUGUGACGAUGCAAAGUUGCCAUCCUAUCUUUGAAAGCUUGGUAAUUCCACUUGCACAUUUUUUCCAAAUUUUUCGGUGUCCUUCAAGAGGGGGCCAGACAUGGUCAAACUUAAACCCUUUUUUGUAUUGAUCAUCUCGUGACAACAAUAUUUUGGUUCGAUCGAUCUACAAAAUGAUAUCAAUGUAUAUGUUAACAUUUAUUACUUAUAAUAUUAGAAAAUAAACUUUUUAAUUAAUACUUACAAUAUCUUGUUCAGAAGCACCACUUGGAUUCAGAUUUUUCACUUAUCGAAUGUAUUCUCGCAAUUUGUUAAUAACUUUCGAAAUCGUUGUGUAGCAAGUCUGUAAUGAUCUUAGGAAUCGAGUCUGAGUGAUACACUCUGGUAGUGAGUUGUUGUAGUCAGUCUCAACUCGAUACCAUAAUCUCUAUUUCGUAUGAUUCAUAUCUACUAUCGGGUUUUGAGAAAUGUCUAAAUAUACAUGACAUAGGAGUAUGUUUUCUUGAAUAGUGUAUGAGCUAUUUCGUUUGCUGGAACUUAUUUUUUGUUGAUUUCGUAAAGUGUAAGGGUUAACAGAAGGUGAAAGUGACAAAUAAUGAAGAUGUGACACACUAUUUUAUAGUAAAAUUGAAAGAAGGAUAUGGUUAGAUAUGGGUAAUCAAAUCUAAGGGGUGAGGUUGGAUGAUAUCCAAUUAAUGGUUGUGAUGCAAGUUCACAAAACGAUAUGAGAUUUGGGGAUAAGAUAGGGUUAGAUAUGAGAAAUCAAAUAUAAGGGGUGAGGUUUGAUGAUAUCCAAUUAACAGUUGUGAUGUAAGUUCGCAAAACGAGUUGAGACUUGGGGAUAAGAUAUAUUCGACAACUAUAUAAUGCAGCACUCAGUAUUUGCAAAAAAUCAUUGAAAGAUUUACCUUAUUAACCAGAAUGAAUUUUAAUCUUGGAGGUCCCUCAAAUUAUUUUACUUUUUCAGCAUUGUUGUUCGAAAGUGAUCAUGACACUGAAGUAGGACUUACGAAUCACUUAGCAGCGAUUUAUCCAAAUUGAAGCCGCUAAUCUUUUGUAUAACAGCAUUAUUCUUCUCGCUCACUUGCUCAAUCAACACCACCACCAACCAAUACAUGGAGGCUUGGUACCUGGUCAUAUGGUCAUCCAUCGCGAUCAGGAGGCCAUUAAUGAAAGACUGUUUAACGAUUACUUUGUCGAGAACCUACGUUAUGGUGAAUGGAUGUUUUGCCGUUGCUUUCGAAUGUCACGAAAAUUAUUUUUGCAUAUACUUCAGGCUGUUGCAGCUCAUGACAGCUACAUUAUGGUGAAGGGAUGCUCUAGAAAGACUCUGCUUGUCCGCGAUUCAAAAGAUAACUAUUGUGUUUCGGAUGUUGGCAUAUGGUGUCACAGUAGAUAUAACUAAUGAGUACAUCAAAAUUGGGGAGUCCACUGCUAUUGAAAGUAUAAAGAAAUUCUGUCGUGGAGGUAUUUGAGGGCCGAUAUCUGAGAUCACCAAAUGCUGAUGACAUUACGAGGCUGCUCUAUGUUGGUAGACAAUGUGGUUUUCCUAGAAUGUUGGGUAGUCUGGAUUGUAUGCAUUGGAGGUAAAAAAAUUGUCCAACCGCUUGGACCGACCAAUAUGUAGGCUGAAGUGGAUCUCCAACAAUUAUCCUCAAGGUUGUAACAAAUUACAAUCUUUGGAUAUGGAACGCACACUUCGAUAUGUUGGGUUCAAAUAAUGACAUCAAUGUUUUGGAGGCCUCUCAUCUGUUCGCCAACAUAGUUAAUGGUGUUGCUCCUCUCGCUAAUUACAUCAUAUAGGGACGCAAAUAUGAUAUGGGUUACUAUUUAGUAGGAUAGUAUAUACCCGAAGUGGUUUACUCUUGUAGAAAUAAUUCGUGAGCCAGGUGGUCUCAAAAAAAAAUAUUUUGUAAUGAAACAAGAGAGUUGUAGAAAAGAUGUAGAACGUAUAUUUGGGGCUCUACAAUCUAGGUUUGCAAUAGUCGUAGGACAGUCACACUUUUGGCAAAAAAGUGUCUUACACAAUAUAAUGACGUGUAUCAUUAUGCACAACAUGAUUAUCGAGGAUGAACGUGAUGUUGAUGCGCCAAUUCGAGAUUGGGUAGAAGCACCAAGUCCAAACGUUGAGAUGGUUGCUGAUGAAGGCACCCGAUUUCAAGAAUUUCUCGCUCGACACCGAAAAAUCAAGGAUAAAGAGGCUCACAUUGCACUUCGAAAUGCAUUGAUUGAACAUUUGUGGGAGGAAUAUACUAAUUUUGAGAAUUAAAUGACACAAUUAAUUUCAUUUUUUUGUUUGUAACGUUUUUUUCGUUUAAGUAAUCCUUUUUGAAUCUUGACGUGUUAAAUUUUAAAUUUUGUAGAUUGCGAUAUUAUGUAUAAUAUUGUAUUUAAUUUUUUAAAUAAAUGUAAUAUUUUAUGUAAAUACAUGUAAUUUUUUUUACAUAUUUAAGUUGCAAUUAUGUAAAUAAUUUUUUGAAAUAAAUUAAUUGUUAUGAAUUAAAGAAAUAAGGAAAUAGAAAGAAUACUGUUCAUUUGGUGUAAUGAGUUGGAGAUACUUGUUAGGAUAGUGCAAAAGUUGCACCAUUUUAAAGUUUUGGGGUGGAGAUGGUCUAAGAAACACGGAACAUUCGUCCUGCCUCAGUAACACGCCUUUUCUCCUUCCACUUGGCCAUUCAAAUUUUAACAUUAUGGCCAGCUGUCCUUGGUCUACUGUAUCAUUUAUCUUUGUGGAUCUAUUUUUGUGUAUCUUUGUGGAUUUGUUGAGCAAUUCGAUACG